AAUAAAUAAAUAAAUAAAUAAGCUGAAAUAUGUCGUCUUUACCAAUUGUUUCUAUAACUAGAAGAGAAACUUUUAGUUCCUGCCACCGGUUACACAGCCCUUUCCUGGGUGAUGAAGAGAACAAAAGACUGUAUGGAAAAUGCAACAAUCCAAAUGGUCAUGGGCACAAUUAUGUUGUGCUUGUGACAGUGAAGGGUCCAGUGGACCAGCAGACAGGGAUGGUGAUGAAUGUUCAUGAUCUAAAGCAGUAUAUGAAAGAAGCUAUUAUGGAUCCACUUGAUCAUAAAAAUUUGGACCAAGAUGUGCCUUAUUUUAAGGCUGUGGUAAGCACAACAGAGAACCUGGCAAUAUUCAUAUGGGAUCAAUUGCAAAAACUGAUGCCAAAGCCUCAGCUUCUACAUGAAGUCAAAAUACUGGAGACUGAAAAGAACCAUGUUGUCUAUCGUGGAGGCACCACAUUCCCUCGAAACAAAAGUAACAAAUCAUCUAUGCACCCUGGAAACAACCAUGUUUCCUCAGACUCCGAUUAGAAUGUGUGACUGGUUGUUGAAAAUCGAUUUUUGAAUCUCUUUUUGUCUACCUAUGCUUUUAACUUGCCAUCUACAUUCCAUUUAUAGUUAGAAUUAAGUUGCCCUUGGAAGAAUUAACUUAGAAUUAAGUAUACAAAUAGAAUGAGGUUCAUUAUUUUGAGUACUAUUAAAAACCUGUUAUUUUUGUAAAUUCUUACUGGUAGCUAUUAAGAAAUAAUUGAAAAUUACUUAUUAUUUUGUCUUAAUGUAUACACAUGAGAAAUUAAAAUGUUUACUUAUUUUUGUAUUCUUUUUCAUUAUGCUUAGAACAUGUUAUUUAAUCUGCCUUACAUUAUUGUAAAGAAAUGAAUUAAAUGUUUAUAUUUUUGUA
Molecule: messenger RNA, 900 nt
Organism: Leptidea sinapis
Lineage: Eukaryota; Metazoa; Arthropoda; Insecta; Lepidoptera; Pieridae
Gene: purple
Product: 6-pyruvoyl tetrahydrobiopterin synthase
Exons: 4
Coding region: 30-530 (166 amino acids)
Biological process (GO): tetrahydrobiopterin biosynthetic process
Cellular component (GO): mitochondrion
Molecular function (GO): 6-pyruvoyltetrahydropterin synthase activity
Source: RefSeq, a predicted model, not a curated record